AUGGAUGAAUCUCUUCAACCAGCUAUCAUGAUCAUCCAUUCUCUCUUGCUACAUCAAAGACAUACCGAUAAUAAAACAGAGUUAGAAUUGAAUUUUGAAGAUAAGAAAGCAACGUUUGGACUGGAUGAAUUUGCUCUGAUAACAGGCUUAAACUGUUCUCAGCUUCCAAAGCAUGUUGGAGAUAGCUACCAGCCUAUUAUGAUAAAGGAAAAAUACUUUCCUGGGAAGCAUUUUGUUUCAAGGGAUAAUUUGAAAGAAUUUAUGUUGUUUGGAACAAUUAAGGACGGUGAUGAUGCCAUCAAGAUGGCUAAGGUGUUUACAGUGACAAACAUCUUAGAAAGUAAGAGAGGAAGCACUGCAGUUGAUGAAUUCAUUAUGAAACUAGUAGAUGACAAAGAAGAUUUUGACAAGUAUCCUUGGGGUCGUCGUUCAUUCGACGAAACAAUUAAAGGUCUUAUCAGUGCUGAAGAAUGCGACAAGAAGGGCUAUGAGCUAUGUGGGUUUCCACUAGCUUUUCAAGUCUGGGGGUUUCGAAGUGAUUCCAUUGCUAGGGGAAUCGUUUGA
This is a messenger RNA of Cannabis sativa, 564 nucleotides long. RefSeq lists its product as uncharacterized. The record is from RefSeq and is a predicted model, not a curated record. The transcript has a single exon. NCBI's taxonomy places the organism in Eukaryota, Viridiplantae, Streptophyta, Magnoliopsida, Rosales, Cannabaceae. The coding region runs from base 1 to 564 and encodes 187 amino acids.